Pecten maximus is the source of this 2717-nucleotide messenger RNA. RefSeq lists its product as uncharacterized. The transcript is spliced from 3 exons. Lineage: Eukaryota; Metazoa; Mollusca; Bivalvia; Pectinida; Pectinidae. The record is from RefSeq and is a predicted model, not a curated record. Bases 35 to 370 code for a protein of 111 amino acids.
UCCAUCAGCUCCGCAUAUCUUGAUUUGUUUGAAAAUGGCGGACAGCGACAAGAAGCAGACGCCGAACGAAAAUAAUGACUCGAAUGGAAAAAGUCUCGAAGACUUCAUAACCGAACAUUACCAGCAACAAAAAGAAAAUGGACAGAUGGAUGCCACUGAGGAUAUUGAUGAUGUCCGGACUUCAAAUUUCUUUGAUAGAGCUAUCGCAGAGAGCAGAAGGAUGAACAAGGAGGUUGAUAAAUCACAAGCAAAACUGGACAAGCUGUCAGCAGAGUUUGGGGCAGAAAGACUUUCCGCUUGGCAGGCGGAGCAUGCUGCUGAAGUCCUGACACCAAAACAGAUAACCGCAAUAGGCCUGCAGCAAACCUGACACUAAAGGACCCAAUGAAGUUAACAUGUUAAACUGUUUAUGCAGUAGCAGUUCUGUUUGCCUUUGUAUACUUGUUCAUCAUGGUCUGUUUGUCAUAGUUGUUAUAUAUUUGCUAUAAAAUCAAUUUUCAUCUGAAAACAAUAUACAACUGAAUAUAUAAUCCUGUAUACAACUGUUUGUAUACAUAAUACAUCCAUAGAAAUUAUAAAUAUUUUAAAGGGCUUUCUAUAAUUAUUUCCAGCACCCUUUUUUUUUUAAUUUAAGAUAUUACAGCAUAUAAAUUCAAAGAUAACUGUAUAUAGCUUUAUUUCAUUUAUUUGGUCUAUAUAUGUCAAAUAUACAUGCUCUUUGCAAGCUAUAUAAAUUUAACACUUGAAAAGUCCAGGUCCACAAGUUUAUACAGUAUGAGCAUUGAACAAGUGACAAAUACAUUGUACAUGUACAAGUAUAUAUAUGUGUGUUAGAACUAGUGUGAACAGAGGUACACAACUGUAUCACAGGUGCCUGCAUCUAGAUUUAAUUAAAUUAAAAAAAUAUAUUAUUGGUCAUUCCACUGAUCAGUAGUAAAAUAUAAUUACUGUACAUGUAGUAUUACUUGAUACGGACAUCUGUGAUAUGAUUGUAACUUCACUGUGGAGCUGUGAUGUGACGGUGAGGAUACAGGCAUCUGUACCAGUGUCAGUGCAUGGAGCUGUGAUGUGAUGGUGAGGAUACGGGCAUCUGUACCAGUGUCAGUGGAGCUGUGAUGUGAUGGUGAGGAUACGGGCAUCUGUACCAGUGUCAGUGGAGCUGUGAUGUGAUGGUGAGGAUACGGGCAUCUGUACCAGUGUCAGUGGAGCUGUGAUGUGAUGGUGAGGAUACGGGCAUCUGUACCAGUGUCAGUGGAGCUGUGAUGUGAUGGUGAGGAUACGGGCAUCUGUACCAGUGUCAGUGGAGCUGUGAUGUGAUGGUGAGGAUACGGGCAUCUGUACCAGUGUCAGUGGAGCUGUGAUGUGAUGGUGAGGAUACGGGCAUCUGUACCAGUGUCAGUGGAGCUGUGAUGUGAUGGUGAGGAUACGGGCAUCUGUACCAGUGUCAGUGGAGCUGUGAUGUGAUGGUGAGGAUACGGGCAUCUGUACCAGUGUCAGUGGAGCUGUGAUGUGAUGGUGAGGAUACGGGCAUCUGUACCAGUGUCAGUGGAGCUGUGAUGUGAUGGUGAGGAUACGGGCAUCUGUACCAGUGUCAGUGGAGCUGUGAUGUGAUGGUGAGGAUACGGGCAUCUGUACCAGUGUCAGUGGAGCUGUGAUGUGAUGGUGAGGAUACGGGCAUCUGUACCAGUGUCAGUGGAGCUGUGAUGUGAUGGUAUGGUGAGGAUACGGGCAUCUGUACCAGUGUCAGUGGAGCUGUGAUGUGAUGGUGAGGAUACGGGCAUCUGUACCAGUGUCAGUGGAGCUGUGAUGUGAUGGUGAGGAUACGGGCAUCUGUACCAGUGUCAGUGGAGCUGUGAUGUGAUGGUGAGGAUACGGGCAUCUGUACCAGUGUCAGUGGAGCUGUGAUGUGAUGGUGAGGAUACGGGCAUCUGUACCAGUGUCAGUGGAGCUGUGAUGUGAUGGUGAGGAUACGGGCAUCUGUGAUAUGAUUGUAACUUCAUUAUAUGUGGAGCUGUGAUGUGAUGGUGAAGAUACAGACGUCUGUGAUGCAAGUGUCAGUGGAACUGUGAUCAUGAUGUGACAGUGAAGAAACGUUACAGCACUUGCUGACAUAGAUGGAACUUGCCCUGUAUAGUUACUGUGUUGAAAAAAACAUGCAUGUACAACUGCUGUAGAGUAGAGAUGAAAUGCUGUAUAAUUAACAGACUCUGUGUACAAUAUUGACAAUGUUAUGAGACACUUAUCAAUGGGUAAAUAAGGAAAAUGUAGCAAAGGAAUGUACAUUAUUGUAUAUAUAAGCAACUAACCUGUUAACAAACAUGGCAAAUACAAUGCAAAGACACAUUAAUGUCAAGAUUCCUUUAUAUUUUAAAUACAUGUACAUACAUGUACAAUACAUGUACUUCAUUUUCUAAAGAUCUGGAUAUUUUUUUUAGAAUUUGAUACCAUUGAUGAUGAUUGUGCACGUGGUGCAAGAUGUAUCAUAGGGUCCUACCGUCCUAUAUGUAAGAAAUAUUUUUUUCUGAAAGUCAUUGUGAAUAUUGAUGAUGCUGCAUAUAUAGAAACAAAAAUGUUCUUGAAGUGAUAUAUACUUCUUUUUUUUUUAAGGCAAAACAGUUGUUUUAAUCAAAACAUCAAGCAAUUUCUUUUACGAUCGCUUACAGACAUUAUUUUUCCUCCAUAUUUUAAGACUGAUGCAUGAUGCAUUUUGUAGGGAC